Gaeumannomyces tritici R3-111a-1 is the source of this 3145-nucleotide messenger RNA. RefSeq lists its product as hypothetical. The record is from RefSeq and is a predicted model, not a curated record. The coding region runs from base 20 to 1420 and encodes 466 amino acids. NCBI's taxonomy places the organism in Eukaryota, Fungi, Ascomycota, Sordariomycetes, Magnaporthales, Magnaporthaceae. The transcript has 2 exons.
UGCAAAACCCCACUACGCAAUGCAGCUGCUCAACGACACCCACUUCCGGUCGACGCCCAGCGACACCGCAUUCCGUUUUUUCCAGCGCUUGCCCGUCGAGCUGCGCUUGAUCAUCUGGUUACAUACGCUCCGACGGUCCCGCUGGGUCCCCCUCGACAUCGUCCUUCCAGAGGACGAAGAGUCCCGCGCGAAAUGGCCCGGCCAGGUGGGAGCAGCCAGCGGCCCAAGCCACCAGAACAAAGAGCGCCCUCCCAGCUACACCACCACGAACAGCCUGGGCAGGGUCAUCAGCGGAAAUGACUAUUACUUUGCCGUCCACGACGACGGCUCAGCCCUGAGCCCGUUGCUCCGAGUCAGCAAGGAGGCAAGAAAGGUCGCGCUUGACUUUUAUCGACUCCGGCUCCCUGUCCACCACCGCCUCCCGCAGGCGCAGGGCAGGCCCCUAUAUCUCAACCCCGAGUGGGAUGUGAUCUUUCUACGCUGGGCCAAAUUUCCUCGUCUGCUAGCUGAUGUUCUUCACGACAUCAAAGCCUACGAUGUUAGGGAUGUAGGCGUAGUGCACCUAGCCCCCGACGACCGUACCGCUAGAGGGUAUUCUCCUUGCCUUUGGGAGCUUUUGAGCCAAAACAUCCUGUGGCCUAACACGGACAGCCCCUCGAUAGAAGAGGGCGUUUCCCCUUGCACAUUCCACCCGUUAGCUACGUCGUCGUUCAAAGACACCCUCAAGGACAAGCUCCGAUCGGUAUUUUACGUAUUAGACUUCCUCGGAGGUUCCAGGAUACGGGCCCCCCUAGGCGGGGCCAUAGGCCCGGGUAGCUUCACAUGCCACCACGGACGCGGCCACCCGCUCCAACGACACCUGCCAACGGUGACCUUCUUCGACUGGCUCCACGAGGACUCUCGGCCCGUCGCAGAGGACCUCAAGACUUUACAGUUCUUCAAAGACCCUCGAAAACACUCUGAGGAGCGGCGAGACGUUGAGUCACUGUUUGGGAUCACGCGGCAGGCCGAUGCGGCUUUUGACUUUUACCUGUGUCUCACUCUCGACUGGCGGAGGGUCAACUACGCCUUCGGCGACUCCACCGACUACCAACACCAUCGCGAUGAGACUAGCCGGGGCCUCGGCGACUUCAUUAAGCAUGAUGAGGAGGAAUGGCAUAGGACGUGCGGAUGGGUGGAGAAGAAUUUUGCAGCUGUCGAAUAUAAACCGGGCAGGCACGGUUCCUUGAUGAACCAGGCGACGUAUGACCGGCUGCUCGUCGAGUUGCACGACGUUGUCGACAUAUGGGUGUUCAAGCCCGACGCUUUCGGCGAGGUCACCCCCGAAAACAGGACCACGGUCAUGGAGCAGUUCAAGAGAAACUACGAUGUCUCGGCAUCCCGGCCGAGCCUGGUGGUGUUUGAGAAUCCAGCAGAAUGAAGGCAUGGGAUCAAGGCAGUGCAGUGCGGCGGGCUUUGCCUUUGAGGGCCGGGAACUUGUAUUCCUUAGGGUCCAGGAUGGUAACUAACGGGGAACACAAGAACCAAGACUGCGCCAGUUCGAGUAUCUAGUAACUGUGUCCACCAAUGCCUUGCUUUGACUGCCUGACUGCAAGCCACGACGCCCAAGAGCUUGCCUGUUGCUCCUGGAAGUCGAGUGUGACGAUCUGGGUCAAGGCCCACAGGCCUUGAUCGUACAAGAGGCCGUUGCCGCUCGGCACCCGGUCAUCUUUGCCGGUCACCGCGUCUUCCCCUGGCACUUCCUCGCCAGCCUUUGCCGCGACAUACAGCUGGUGGGAUCCCAGCCGCACGCCAAAGCGGAGCUACUGCGCCGCUGCCCGUGUCGCAAGUUCACCCGCGCUCGACAGCUUUCGGUCGCCCAAGGCUAUGCCGCUCAGCCACUUCCUCAACUACACCCGGAACUACCAAGCCACGGACCCGCGGGACAAGGUGUAUGUGCGCGCUACUCGGCAUGGCCUCUAACGUCGCGGAGGGGGGUCUCGUGCCGGACUACGAGAAGAGCGUCCGGGAAGUCUACCUGGACCUCGUUCGGUUCAUUGGCGGCCCACGGGAGCCUCGACAUCCUCUCCUCGGCCCGCAUGGCCAUCGCGUCCCCGGGGGAUGCCGACCUGGUUCCCGGACCGGCGCGUCUCCAACAGCCUGCGCCCGCUCAACGGCGAGGACCUGCAGCACGAGUCCUCGUGCCGCGCGGCCGGCGACACGCUAGCAACGGUGGAUCCGCGCGGGCUGUCGGCCUUCCUGGGGGGGUCGAGGGAGUCAUCGCGGACGCAACAGCCGAUGCUGGGUCGUGGUACAAGUGCGCAGCAGAUACCCGCGCACCCUACGCUCGGCGUUGCCUGCUACGACGGGAAUGGGGAAUUCUGAUGCGCUGAUCAAUGAAAGCAAGAAUAGGGGUACAUGAGGAUGUCUCUUGGUGCAAGUCCAAAAAUGCAAAGAAAAAAACACAAAGCACGAUGAACUCUGGUCCCUGGAACCGAUGCCGAUAACGAUACCUACUCACUCUCCUUCUAGCUACCUCUCGAUGACGGCGUCUCAAGCGGAACGCUAGGACAUCAGACUCACAUCCUCGCAGUACUAGAGCCAGCUGACGCUCCGGUCCUGAUCGUCGUAGUGCCUGUGCCACGACUCGGUCCCGCAGUCGGCGCCGCACGUCACGCACCUCCGGCGCGGCUUGUUUUCGUUCUUCUUCGGCUUCGUGGAGGGCUUCUUGCCGCCGCCGCCGCCGCCGCCCGUCUUACCGCCCUUGCUCGAGCUCUGGCCCCUCGCCUGGAUGUUGCUGUUGCUGUUGCUGUCGUCGGCGUCCCUCGCAGCAGCAGCAGUAGCAGCCAGCAUCUGAUCGCCGUACUGCCUGGCUUCGAGGAUGGCGUCGCGGGCGCGCACAAGGGCCCCGGAGCGGGCGGCGUGGAGGGCCCGGUACUCGGCGUCGGCGUCGGCGGCGACUGCCAGGGCUGGGUAGACCUGGGUGGCCGCGGUGGCCGCGAGCAUGAGGGUAUGGAGGAAGCGCAUGGUGAUUUUUGGUGGGGUUGUCUUGACAGGAAGAAGACAAGUAUAUGGGCAAAGAGGAGAAAGUUGGCGGUUACCAGAGAACGCCCUGAAUCUUUCUGAUGAUGUGUAAAAGCUUUUAUUGUUGAUGGUAGUCCGUGUG